UGUAAUCAAAAGGAUUAAAAAAAAAUCAUCCAUAAUCCACUGACAGUCGACAUAGCACAAUCUUGCAUCUAAAAAAAAUUGGCUUGAAGAGAUGAAUCAGAUGAAUUUGUGAUUUGUUAAUUGUAUUGAUAAAAAAACUAAGUUUAAAAUAAUCAUCACUUUUAUUCGAGAUAAUAAUUCAUAAUAUUAAAAUAAUGUUGAAAGUAUACAAAUCGAAUUGUUUUCCUUCCAAUCAAAACCAGUUCUUCAAUACAGUCUUCGGUCAAUAACUCGUUAGCAAUCCGGAAUACCACAAGUGUGUAGACUGUAGUCUACCUUCAAACGGAUCGACAUUCACGUAUCUACAUAAUGCAUCAACUUGAAACAGAAUUAAAGGACUGCAAUGUUUCGCCACCAGCUAGGCAGUAUUUGUUCGACUUCACAAAAACAGACGACGUGGAUAAUUGGCAAGAACAAUCCGAUACAGUGCGGAGUGUAGGCAUGUCCAAAGCGGUGCUAGUUAUACAUAGGAAUGCAGAGUUCAGGAGAGCUAUAUUUUUUGCAUUGUUAAACCCUCAACCUAAUGGUGCUGGGUUUGCUGGCAUACGCGCACUUGGAUCGUACGAUUUGACGGGUCACACUAAACUGCAAAUCCUUUGCCGAGGGCAAGGACAACAUAACGGCUUCAAAGUUGUACUCAGACAUAAAGGACUGAAUGAUGAACCUAAUUAUUCGUUCGAACAAUACUUCCAGGCCCCGAAAGACGAGUUUGCUAUACGUGAAUUACCUUUUUCGGAAUUUAAAGCUUAUUACAGAGGAAAACGUGUGGUUAACAACGAGACAUUGGAUUUAUCUCAAGUAUCCAGUAUUGGUUUUCAAAUGUAUGGCGGAGUUUAUCAACCAAUCAAACAAAAAGGGCCAGCUACUUUGGAAAUAGACUGGAUACGAGCGGAAUAAAUGUUUAUAGCUUUUUGUGACCUAAACCCAUGCGGGUUUACAAUUUAUACCUACAUUAUCCAUGACUUAUCGAAAGUACAAGUAACAUUUUUGUCUAUGUCUUUAAAAAUCAUUUUUCUUCCGUGAAAAAAUAUUACCGGAUUUUAUCUACUUACUAAUAAAACAUGCGCGGGCACAUAAAAAUAUGACAACUAACCUCACGUGUAAGCGUUACCUAUGCGUGUUUUGGUCACACAAGCUAUUAAGUAUUUAUAUCAAUACACGGCGUUUACUAUUUUACAAUUAAUUUAAUAAGAAUUAAUGUACGAAUAGAAAUAAUUACUGAA
Molecule: messenger RNA, 1262 nt
Organism: Maniola jurtina (meadow brown)
Lineage: Eukaryota; Metazoa; Arthropoda; Insecta; Lepidoptera; Nymphalidae
Exons: 4
Coding region: 349-936 (195 amino acids)
Biological process (GO): NADH dehydrogenase complex assembly
Cellular component (GO): mitochondrion
Source: RefSeq, a predicted model, not a curated record